Molecule: messenger RNA, 738 nt
Organism: Parathielavia appendiculata
Lineage: Eukaryota; Fungi; Ascomycota; Sordariomycetes; Sordariales; Chaetomiaceae
Product: lytic polysaccharide monooxygenase
Exons: 1
Coding region: 1-738 (245 amino acids)
Source: RefSeq, a predicted model, not a curated record
AUGCUCCUCAGCUUAGCAACCCUCGCCCUGGCCCUCACCAGCACCGCCUUAGGGCAUGCCUUCAUGUACGGCAUCUUCGUCAACGGCAAAGACCAAGGCGACGGCCGCAACAUCACCAUCCGUUCGCCCAGCACCAACCACCCCGUAAGGGACUUCAAGAGCGACGCCAUCGCCUGCAACAACCUCGGUGACAUCGCGGCCCCCAACUUCGUCAAGGCGGCCGCGGGCGACAAGCUCGCCUUCCGGUGGUACCACUGGAACCCCGUGGACCCGGCCGACAUCCUGGACAAGUCGCACAAGGGCGCCAUCCUUACCUACAUCGCCAAGUACGCGACCGCCGACGUGAGCAACGGGACCGGCCCCAUAUGGUCCAAGAUUGACGAGCAGGGUUUCGAAAACGGCGAGUGGGCGACCAUCAAGAUGAUCAACAACGGCGGCAAGGCCGAGUUCACGCUGCCCAAGGCGCUGGCGCCGGACAAAUACCUCAUCCGUCAGGAGCUCCUGGCGCUGCACAUGGCGGAUAUCAGCCCCAAGGUGAACGCCUCGCGGGGGGCCGAGUCGUACCCAAGUUGUGUGCAGUUUGACGUAUCCGGGUCCGGGAAUGCUGUUCCAAAUCAAAAUUUUGAUUUUAACACGGGUUAUUCGUAUGAUGGUGAUGCCAAGGGGUUGACUUUCAACAUACAUAUUCCCUUUGACAAGUACACGCCGCCGGGCCCCAAGGUGUGGACAGGGAAUUGA